This is a messenger RNA of Alternaria atra, 369 nucleotides long. RefSeq lists its product as uncharacterized. The coding region runs from base 1 to 369 and encodes 122 amino acids. The record is from RefSeq and is a predicted model, not a curated record. NCBI's taxonomy places the organism in Eukaryota, Fungi, Ascomycota, Dothideomycetes, Pleosporales, Pleosporaceae. The transcript is spliced from 2 exons.
AUGUAUACACCCGAAGUGUUCACAACGCGCAUCAUCACUGUGGUCUUACAAAACUGGAAGACCUCGAGUAUGCUCAUCAAGAAACUGUCGGACGAUAGGAUGGAUUCGGAUACCAUUGCCAAGCUCAUGGGGUCAAAAGAAAAGUCUUCGCUCAAGGUUCUGCAAGCGGCUGCCAGUAAUUGGGAUCAUGGCGUCGAGGCGGUCGAGCUUCUUAUGAACGCUCUCUACAACGCCGUAGCGAAGCACGACUCUGUACCUAAGGAGAUUGCUAGGUCUGCGGCAGCCAACUGGAAAUGUGGAUUCGACAUCUUGAAAAGUCUCAAAACAACGUACAAGAAGACGCGAACCGUGACUACCAGUGUCCUUUAA